Cajanus cajan (pigeon pea) is the source of this 1306-nucleotide messenger RNA. Its product is annotated as phosphoserine aminotransferase 1, chloroplastic. Gene Ontology annotation, molecular function: pyridoxal phosphate binding; O-phospho-L-serine:2-oxoglutarate transaminase activity. Gene Ontology annotation, biological process: L-serine biosynthetic process. The record is from RefSeq and is a predicted model, not a curated record. Gene Ontology annotation, cellular component: chloroplast stroma; cytoplasm. NCBI's taxonomy places the organism in Eukaryota, Viridiplantae, Streptophyta, Magnoliopsida, Fabales, Fabaceae.
UCAUUCAAGAUCUUUGCAACAAAACCAAACAAUACCUACCUCCAUUAAUAAAACACCACAACCAUGUCAUUGUCAAUGGCAACUUCUCCUCACACCACCCUCUUCAGAACCCGCACCACCCGCUUCAACCCCACAUCGAUCAAAUGCACCCAAGAUCGCGUCUUCAACUUCGCCGCCGGCCCCGCCACCCUCCCGGAAAACGUCCUCCUCCGGGCCCAAUCCGAGCUCUACACGUGGCGCGCCUCCGGCAUGAGCAUCAUGGAAAUGAGCCACCGCGGCAAAGACUUCCUCUCCAUCAUCCAAAAGGCAGAGUCCGAUCUCCGCGCCCUCCUCCAGAUCCCGCCGGAAUAUUCCGUCCUCUUCCUCCAGGGCGGCGCCACCACCCAGUUCGCCGCCCUCCCCCUCAACCUCCUCCCCUCCGGCGGCGCCGCCGACUACGUCGUCACUGGCUCCUGGAGCGACAAGGCCGUCAAGGAAGCUAAAAAGUUCUGCAAGCCGAACGUGAUCUGGUCCGGGAAGCCCGAAAAGUACACAAAGCUUCCAUCUUUUGAUGAUUUGGAGCAGAACAAGGAUUCUGGGUAUCUCCAUAUCUGUGCCAAUGAGACCAUACAUGGGGUUGAGUUCAAGGACUACCCUGUUUCCAAGAGUGGUGUUUUGGUUGCUGACAUGUCUUCAAACUUUUGCUCCAAGCCUGUUGAUGUGUCCAAAUUUGGUGUCAUCUAUGCUGGGGCCCAGAAGAAUGUGGGCCCCUCUGGUGUCACCAUUGUGAUCAUUAAAAAGGACCUCAUUGGGGAGGCUCAACCCAUCACUCCUGUGAUGCUUGAAUACAAGAUCCAUGAUGAGAACCACUCACUCUACAACACCCCUCCUUGCUAUGGGAUCUACAUGUGUGGGUUGGUGUUUGAGGACCUGUUGGAGCAGGGUGGGUUGGAGGAGGUUGAGAGGAAGAAUAGGGCCAAGGCUCAGAUUCUCUACACUGCCAUUGAUGGGAGCAAGGGGUUUUAUAAGUGCCCUGUGGAGAAGUCUGUGAGGUCCUUGAUGAAUGUGCCUUUUACUUUGGAGAGGACUGAGUUGGAGGCUGAGUUCAUCAAGGAGGCUGCUAAGGAGAAAAUGGUGCAGCUCAAGGGACAUAGGUCAGUGGGAGGCAUGAGGGCUUCCAUUUACAAUGCCAUGCCUUUGCCUGGUGUUCAAAAGUUGGUGGCUUUCAUGAAGGAUUUUCAAGCCAAGCAUGCUUAGAGUUAGGGUGGAGUAAAAUAAUAACUAGAAUCUUGGUCAUAUUUUUUAAUCACAAUUCUAGUUUCAUUAA